Pseudonaja textilis is the source of this 3212-nucleotide messenger RNA. RefSeq lists its product as uncharacterized. Lineage: Eukaryota; Metazoa; Chordata; Lepidosauria; Squamata; Elapidae. Gene Ontology annotation, biological process: regulation of transcription by RNA polymerase II. Gene Ontology annotation, molecular function: RNA polymerase II cis-regulatory region sequence-specific DNA binding; DNA-binding transcription factor activity, RNA polymerase II-specific. Gene Ontology annotation, cellular component: chromatin; transcription regulator complex; PcG protein complex. The record is from RefSeq and is a predicted model, not a curated record.
UGUGCGUGUGUGAAGACCGUUUUUGCUUAACGAAGCACGAUUUUAAAAUGCACGCGAACCUUGUCUUCUAUUCGCACACACAUGUCCACUAAAGAAACCUGCUGACGCGUGAAGCGGCAAUCUGUUUGUGACAAGUCCACGACGUUCGUUCAGCUCCUUAAAAACCAAUUUAUUAUUAUUUCUCCACGGCUGACUGGACACGCAGUUCAGCUGCGGAAGCGUAGAUGGUUGCAGUCCGGUCUAGAAACCGUAACGGUACAGGAAGGGGUUGGCUCAAGACCGCGGAGCCGUGCGUGGCCAGCAACGGCGGACGAAUCUGGAGGAAUAGAUCCGGGGUGGGGAAAGGAAAGAAAGAACAAAAGGAGAGAGGCGGCCCGCUCUUCCACUCGUGUGUUCGCUUAUGUAUCUUCUCGUUUAGUCCCCUGAGUUACUUUAAACGUCGAAAGUGCGUCGCGAAGUACUUGCAGAAAUCGCGACCCUUGAGAUUUAAGUCCACCCAACCCCGGAUGGUCUGAGCUGGCUCACCGGGAGCCCGACCGGAGUGAAGACGGCCGCAGCUCGGGGUCAUUUCUCUUUCCCGGGGCACUGCAGCCGUUAACUCUUGCACACCCACAGGAAUCAUUUUGUUCAAGCAGGUUAAAGAUGAUGAGAGAAGAGGAGAACCUGGUAAAAAAGGAGGAAAUUAUGUCAGAGGAGGAAGAGGUGAAAGAGGAGGAAAUAUUCACAGUUAUAGCGGAUGAAGAACACCUGGUGAAAGAAGAGAGAAUAUUUGAGGAGGAGGAAGAUGAGGAGGAAGAAGAAGAAGAUGAUGAGGAUAGUCUGGUGAAAAUAGAGGUGAUUCUCCCAGAGGAUGAAGAAAAUCUAGUAAAAGAAGAGGUACUUCUUCCAGAAGAAACUUCCCUUCUGGAAGAAUAUGAAAUCAAUGUUUUUCAAAUCCAAGGGGAUGAGAUACCCUGUGACAGUGAUCUCGGUCCUGAGAUCUCAGGUUAUAUUCCAAGAAAGAGACAUUGUAAAACCAUGCCACGGGCAGGAACUGUUGGAGAACCCAACCAAGCCACAGCCCGGAAGGGUGGAAGAAUCUAUAAGUGCCCUGACUGUGGAAAAAUAUUUAAGCGCUGUUCACCACUUAUCAGACACCGAAGAACCCAUACUGGAGAGAAACCUUACGUUUGCCGUGAAUGCUUGAAACGUUUCAGUGACAGCUCAGCCCUUGUGAAGCACCAAAGAAUCCAUGCAGGAGAGAAACCUUAUACAUGUCCUGAGUGCGGUAAGAGCUUUUCCCAAAGCUCAACCCUGAUUGCACAUCAGAGAAUACAUACUGGAGAGAAACCAUAUAAAUGCCCUGACUGUGGGAAGAGUUUUAGCGUGAGCUCUAACCUUGUUGCUCAUCAAAGAAUCCACACAGGAGAAAAACCUUUUGGGUGCCCUGUCUGUUUAAAAGGUUUUCUGGUCAGCUCCCAUCUUAUCAGACACUUGAGAAUACAUACUGCAGAGAAACCUUAUAUUUGUAGAGAAUGUGGAGAAUGCUUUACCCAAAGCUCUCACCUUGUUGUUCACAAGAGAAUCCACACGGGAGAAAAACCCUAUCUGUGUUCUGAGUGUGGGAAAAAUUACCGUGGGAUCUCCGAUCUGAUUCAGCAUCAAAGGAUUCACACAGGAGAGAAGCCCUACAAAUGCACAGAGUGCGGCAAGUGCUUCAGCCAAAGCUCAUGUCUCAAGAAGCACCAGCGAAUCCACACAGGCGAGAAACCUUACAUGUGCCUCAGGUGUGGGAAGAGAUUUAACCGGAAUUCACAUCUGACUAGGCAUCAAAAAACCCAUGUUGGCUAAUUUUUAAAGAUGAGUUCUCAGCAAAUUCCUCUCGCUUGCAGCCCCCGAAGAAGUAACUAUGGAUGUCUCAAACAGUGAUCUAUUCCUUAUCUCCUUUUGUCCAAAUCCCUUGAACUUAUCCUGCAAGAGUAUAAAAAGAUUUGGCUAUGUUACCAGGAUGCCUUUGCAAUGUUUUCUUCUCUGGCACUGGUUAAGAUCUUCUUUCUAGAUUCCCUCCUUUCCAUCCAAGAUUCUAAUAGGAUCCUUAGAAUCUUCCCUGGAAUAUCCAUACUUUUCCUUGUUAUGAUUUUGAAAAUGACAUCCCAUUUCAAACACCUCCAGGCAUAACAGCCCUUACUUUUUCCCCGGAUUGUGAGAAUAUCUUAACCUUCUACUAUCCCUCAGGUUUCAACAGUGAAAGAAUUGAAAGCUGUGAAAGGUUGUGUUGAUAGCAGUGGAGGAGAAACAAUUAGCACUCUUACCAAACCCUGUGAUGACAUCAACCUCUUUUAUUUGUAAUGCAGUAGCACAUGAAAACCGCAUAUAUUAUUACAUGAAAUUGACAUACAUCCUCCAGUGGACUGCUUCAUGGUUUCAUGCUGCUACCGUUUAAAGCCAAUGGAAAUCUGCAUGUGAGGAAAACCUGCUUUACUUUGUCCAUUAUGGGGUUUGUUGUAAGGCAAAGAAGUGGUCAGGAUUUAGUGUACUUCCUUGACCCAAUGACAUACCUUUAUUUUUUUAAUAGUAGACUAUAGAAACUUCACUGCUUGGAAUCUGAGAUAUAAACUUGAUCAUCCUAUGCUUGGUGACUCUUCAUUGUGGCUGUUCCCAAAGCUGGCAGGUGGGUGGGGGGUGGGGAAGGUCAUAGAAUACUUGCUGAGAGCACAUUCUUGUAUGCAGCAGACCCUAGAUUUAAUCCCUUCAGCUUAAAACAUCUUGGGUAACAUGAGGGGGAAAGACUGUUGCUAUAGAACAGUACUGAUAAUUGGAAUAAAAAGUGCUGGGUGAAACAGCUGAACGAUCUGAGCUCCGGUUCUUGGCAUCUGUCUCCACGGAUGUCAUGUUACACCCUAAGAAGCACAAAAAGCAGAUGGCCCUCCUUGGUAUUCUGAAGGACGAUCUGGCCUCUUAUGUAGCCUGGUCACUACCAUGCAUUUGUAGGCUUGUAGUGACAAUAUCAGAGGUUUAAAUUAUCAAUGCAAUUUUUUUACUUUUUAGUGGAGUUUAUUAAACAUUUUGGAGUAGAUUUCUCUGUCAAGUGACGAUAAGAUAGUGGCUAUAGGUUUCAGUGAUACCACUGAGAUUCUUGCUUGGUGGCCUUUGGCAAGUAUUUUCUUGGUGUAAGUCAACCCUGUGAAAUUUGCAGUAUGGGGAUUAUAGCCCUUAUUUGCUUAUAAAAUUGU